This is a messenger RNA of Camellia sinensis, 736 nucleotides long. Lineage: Eukaryota; Viridiplantae; Streptophyta; Magnoliopsida; Ericales; Theaceae. The record is from RefSeq and is a predicted model, not a curated record.
UCCAUUACUUUUUAAAUGGGGAUAUUUUUUUUAUCCAUUGCUUGGUUAAGCGCUGAGCAGUCUAGUGGUGAUAGGGGAAAUUCAUCAGUUCAUGGCAUGAACUCAAUUGAGUCUGAAUGCAAAGCCACAAAUGUCAUCCACCAGGCCAAUAAAUCAAUUGAUACCAAAAACCUCAGGGAGAUGGUGGUUUUGGCAAUUCACACGGGGAGAAUUUACUCUGUCUUACAUGUCGUUGAUAAUACAUCUGCUGAGAGUCCUUUUGAUGGGAACUCUGAUGCAAUCCCUUCUAGUUAUUCAUCCUUUGCAGAGUACUUUAGCAAAAAGUAUGGGAUUACACUAAUGCAUCCUGGACAGCCUUUGCUACUGCUAAAGCAAAGUCACAAUGCACACAACCUUCUUGUGGAUUUUAGGAAUGAAGUGCAAAAUGUGUUCUAAGACUUAUGGAGACUACGUAAUUAAAUGUUAUGAGAAUCCAAUAGCUCUCUCUCUCUCUCUCCUGAUGUUUGUAAAUUGGUUGAAGAGGUAUUCAUGAUUUUAAGGCUUGGUAUCUAGGCAGCAUGCAUUUACAAGGGUUCUUACGUUCUUAGGCAGAGGAAAUGCCCUUUUAGUGGAAUUCUGCAUAUAUGAAAAACAAUUACGACUUUCAGAACUAGCAUUUAAAAACAGUAGAAUAGUUUGAAAAAGUUGAGAUCAAGUACCCAUGAAUGUUAUAUGCCUUUGGAUCUCAUUCCAUCAA